CACGAACUGCCUUCUAAACAGAAAAAGGGUUCUGAAAGUACGAGGAGUCAACAUGGAGCUAGUGAACUUGAUGAUGAAUAAAGUUUGUAUCUUUAGAUUUGCCUGAAAGGCUUUACUGUGGGCAACAUCAUCCAACAGAGUAACCCUAAGAAUUGUGGGAAAACAUGUCUGCACCCUUUCCAACCUGGGAACCACCUUCAUUUUCUCAGUGAAGAAGUAAUUUUACAGAGAGGACGUUAGCAGCAAGGGUGAAAAUGUCUGAAAUUACGUCGAAUAAGAUGGUUUCCAGAGGUCUGACCAGAGAGGUGAUCAGUGAAAUGCUGAUGAAGAAUUACGAACGGCUUCCAGACUCGGAUAAGAACUUCUUCAAGUAUGGGCCGCUCUAUCUAAGUGGUAACGCUAGCCUCACAGGACUGAUUGCCAAUAGUCUUUGCCGCAGGGCUCUGAAAGUGACCCAGGGCGCCUUCACUUCCAGCUUGCCUAUGUGCGUCUUGCCCUUCCUGUCCACAGUGUCCCUGUACUAUGCAGCGGUAUCGAACCCUCUUCUGUCCGGUGACCUCGAUUGUGGCACCUGUGCUCAGAUACGAGGUGCACUCGUCGGUCUGAUUAGUGCUGGUCUGUACCCCAUAAUUCUGGCCAUACCAGUGAACUUGGGCUUGGCGGCGAGGUACAGCACAAUCACCAUGCCAGCAAAGGACGCCCAGUUGCGGUUCGCGAUGGCCCUGUCCAGACCCAUCAUGAGGAAAAUGAUGGCAGUCCUACUGCUCCACACCGUGUUUGGCACUUACCUGGGAACUAAGAAUUUUAAAACAUACACCAAACUGGCAGAGAUAACAUUCAGACCGAAUGAAGAGGAACUCGGAGAAUAAAAUUCAAGGUGUUGAAAAAUAUCUGAAAUGCAACAGAACAACGAAUACUUCUUUGUAAUAAGUCAAUAAAUCCAAUAUACUAACUCAACCUUUGAA
Messenger RNA from Cynoglossus semilaevis (tongue sole), 965 nucleotides. It is a transcript of the gene tmem126a, whose product is annotated as transmembrane protein 126A. The record is from RefSeq and is a predicted model, not a curated record. The transcript has a single exon. NCBI's taxonomy places the organism in Eukaryota, Metazoa, Chordata, Actinopteri, Pleuronectiformes, Cynoglossidae. Gene Ontology annotation, biological process: mitochondrial respiratory chain complex I assembly. Gene Ontology annotation, cellular component: mitochondrion. Bases 255 to 869 code for a protein of 204 amino acids.